Molecule: messenger RNA, 2541 nt
Organism: Microsporum canis CBS 113480
Lineage: Eukaryota; Fungi; Ascomycota; Eurotiomycetes; Onygenales; Arthrodermataceae
Exons: 5
Coding region: 1-2541 (846 amino acids)
Cellular component (GO): nucleus
Molecular function (GO): DNA-binding transcription factor activity, RNA polymerase II-specific; zinc ion binding
Source: RefSeq, a predicted model, not a curated record
AUGAAUUCAAGAGAGCAUUCAGAGAUGCCGCCGGCCCCAUCAUAUCCUUCCCCCAACGCUACACAGAUUGCCCAAGGCACCGUGUCUUACUACGCCAACCAGCGCCAUUUGACUGCCGAUGAGCUUCAUCUGUCGGCUGAACUAUCCCGUGAGGUAGCUGGGGCGAAUGUAAACGACGGUAGUGCUGCUUCCGUAGCUGCUGCAGCCACUGCGGCGGCCGCUGCGGCGAACGGACUCCCCCAUAGCCAAGGAAUGGUGCUGGGCUCAUCUGGUCCAAAUGCAGAUCGUGCGGUAGCAGUAGACCAGCAGCAGGUUCAGCAACAGCAGCAACGGCAGCAGCAGCAGCAGGAUCACCAGGUACCGCAACCUUCUCAGGGACAGCAGCAUAUGCUUCAGUUUCCGUCUACUCAGCAGUCUGGGGUCGAUCCUAAUCAUGAUCUGAGUUAUGGGGACCAGAGUGCGCGCCGGAAACGCUCAAAGGUCUCUCGUGCGUGCGAUGAGUGUCGUAGGAAAAAGGUUCGAUGUGAUGCAACCUCUGAAGCUGGGGUCGAGACAUGUUCGAACUGUCGCCGUACUGGUGCUACUUGCGAGUUUAGCCGGGUUCCGAUGAAACGAGGCCCAAGUAAAGGCUAUAUCAAGGAGUUGGCAGACCGUAUCAACAGCCUUGAAACUCAAAUGCAACCGCCAUUACAGCCGGGGGAGAUGCACUAUCAGCAGAUGAAUGAGGAUGGCUCAGCAGCUCGAGGUUAUCAAGACUUCUCUCCAUCCAUGGACAACCAGGGUCUUACCAGAAAAAGAACGCUAUCAAUGUCUGAAGGCCUUCCUAACGCAUUUAUGCAAGCUCCAUUCAUCCAAGGAGCUCGGCCAACGUCAGUGGGCGGCUGGCCCGCACAAACACCAACGAAGGAUGCUACCCAUGCAGCCGAUCUUGCAGCUUUGGAAGAAUACCCUAACUCUUCUGCACAAAAUGGAAAUGCAAAGGUAAUGCAGCCUUUCUGGACCCAAGAACUACCAGACUCUGCACAACAACCAGCAAUCAACCCAGAAAAACUGGAGUCACUCCCUCCACCUGUGGAAGUUGACGAGCAAGUUCUUAAUGCUUACUACCAGCAUAUCCAUCCUAUCUUCCCAAUUCUACCAACCUCCCGGGACCUUCUGUCCCAGUACCUCAAGUCAGCCAGUCGUCAGAUUCAAGAAUCUUUCUUGCAUUCGUUAUUCGCUGUCACAGGUGCCAAUCUGUCGAGAGCCGAAAACUUACUGCAAGAAAUCCCAGCCUUCCAGAAAGCACAAGAUUACCUGACAGAAACCCUGCGUGAAGACCCACGCACCCGACCCCAGGCAGUUAACUUUGUCCUUCUUUUCACCUUUAUGUUAUUGAUCAUCGACGCCGAUUCCAGGGGCCCGGAAAACGUUCAAGGCCAGAAUGGCAUUAAUAAGACAGUGCUUGUCGAUGCUGCUUUCCCUAUUGCACACCAUCUCGCGAGGUCAUAUGACCAAAUUGACAGCUGCAAUGUGAACGAUAGAGACGUCGAUUCUGAUGGCAACCUUGCAAGGAAGAACUGGACUGUCUUGAUGAUUUUGGCACGCUGGCACACUCUAAGUGUAGCAAGUCGCGAUGUAUUUGGUGUCUGUGAGACAGCCACGCCUGAUGAUCGUGGUAUUUUCAGUUUUGCUUCUCUACAGCUUGCUCGUUAUUCGACAUCAAUCUCCGAAAUUAACGAAGUCUUCUUCGAUAACUCUGUUCAUCCAUCAUUUGGACGAAUGAACAGCCAUUCCGUCCGCCGUCUCUUGUAUGGCCAACUUAAACGUCUUAAAGAUAUUGAGUCCUGGCAUGAAACUACCGAAGAUAAUGAAAUGAGCACACUCUAUUCCGAAUCUAUCUGCCCACUUCUAUUUUGGUCCCUUACCCUCAUCUUGAAGAGGCAGCUCUACACUUCCGUUCCUGCAGAAGUGCUGUAUCCUGCCGAAGUGAUACUCGAACUUCUCCAGCAACACUCUGACCCUGCCAAAUUUAUUGCAUCACCAUUCCAUCACCAUGCGAUGGCUCUCGCCGUCAUGACAUUGUUGGAGGUCACGGAUCUCCCAGAGCUGGCAACAGAUGCAUGGAUCUCGCUAGACAAGGCACUACAUAUUCUCAAUCAACGGGAGAAACACGCCUCGACGGCUGAUGAAUUCGGGAAUAUCUUCGCCAACAGGUCAUGGGGAGAGUGUUUCCGUGCGAUGAUAGAAGUGAAGGUUGCUUCCUUCCGACCAAACCAACAGGGAGGCGGCCCCGUAGGCCCCAACGAGCAACGUUCCCUAGAGCACCUAGCGGAUCUGGCUGUCGGAGCUGGUGGUGCGGCUGCUGUUGCUGGAGGAAGCUCAGAAGCUCAAGCAACGCGUGCUGGGGCCACAGCAACCGAGGAUGCCACGAGCAGCAGCCAGGCAAAUGUCGCUGCGGACGCGAGCACAGGCCAGAAAGACAAGGCAGAUUUACGCGUCUAUGUCGAUUUCACCCAACUGACUAAGAGAGGAUAUCUGAAUGUCUUCGCCGGAUUGUAA